Messenger RNA from Pelobates cultripes (western spadefoot toad), 7246 nucleotides. The record is from the annotation of a GenBank genome assembly. NCBI's taxonomy places the organism in Eukaryota, Metazoa, Chordata, Amphibia, Anura, Pelobatidae.
GCGGAUCACUACGAGGCUUGGAACGCAUCGCACACUUCCGGUUGCGUCCCAGGUAUCAGCUGACCGUGUCAUGUGACUCACAGUCUGUAUCGCAACUGCCGCAGUCAGAAUAGAACGUGCGCGUGAGUGAGAUCUUCCACUGCAACUCCCAUCAUCCUGACUGGUUAUUACUACAUCUCCCACCAUCCUGACUGCAACUCCCACCAUCCUGACUGGUUAUUACUACAUCUCCCACCAUCCUGACUGCAACUCCCACCAUCCUGACUGGUUAUUACUACAUCUCUCACCAUCCUGACUGCAACUCCCACCAUCCUGACUGGUUAUUACUACAUCUCCCACCAUCCUGACUGCAACUCCCACCAAUCUGACUGGUUAUUACUACAUCUCCCACCAUCCUGACUGCAACUCCCACCAUCCUGACUGGUUAUUACUACAUCUCCCACCAUCCUGACUGCAACUCCCACCAACCUGACUGGUUAUUACUACAUCUCCCACCAUCCUGACUGCAACUCCCACCAUCCUGACUGGUUAUUACUACAUCUCUCACCAUCCUGACUGCAACUCCCACCAUUCUGACUGGUUAUUACUACAUCUCUCACCAUCCUGACUGCAACUCCCACCAUCCUGACUGGUUAUUACUACAUCUCCCACCAUCCUGACUGCAACUCCCACCAAUCUGACUGGUUAUUACUACAUCUCCCACCAUCCUGACUGGUUAUUACUAGAUCUCUCACCAUCCUGACUGCAACUCCCACCAUCCUGACUGGUUAUUACUACAUCUCUCACCAUCCUGACUGCAACUCCCACCAUCCUGACUGGUUAUUACUACAUCUCUCACCAUCCUGACUGCAACUCCCACCAUCCUGACUGGUUAUUACUACAUCUCCCACCAUCCUGACUGCAACUCCCACCAUCCUGACUGGUUAUUACUACAUCUCCCACCAUCCUGACUGCAACUCCCACCAUCCUGACUGGUUAUUACUACAUCUCCCACCAUCCUGACUGCAACUCCCAUCAUCCUGACUGGUUAUUACUACAUCUCUCACCAUCCUGACUGCAACUCCCACCAUCCUGACUGGUUAUUACUACAUCUCCCACCAUCCUGACUGGUUAUUACUACAUCUCUCACCAUCCUGACUGCAACUCCCACCAUUCUGACUGGUUAUUACUACAUCUCUCACCAUCCUGACUGCAACUCCCACCAUCCUGACUGGUUAUUACUACAUCUCCCACCAUCCUGACUGCAACUCCCACCAUCCUGACUGGUUAUUACUACAUCUCCCACCAUCCUGACUGCAACUCCCAUCAUCCUGACUGGUUAUUACUACAUCUCCCACCAUCCUGACUGCAACUCCCAUCAUCCUGACUGGUUAUUACUACAUCUCCCACCAUCCUGACUGCAACUCCCAUCAUCCUGACUGGUUAUUACUACAUCUCUCACCAUCCUGACUGCUGUUUUUUACUGCAACUCCCAGCUCCCGCUCACUACCACAUACCCCACCACUGUACUUCUGAUAACUCACCAAUACAACUCUCAUCACUCACAGCUGCUGCUCACCAAUACAGCUCUCAUCACUCACAGCUGCUGCUCACCAAUACAGCUCUCAUCACUCACAGCUGCUGCUCACCAAUACAGCUCUCAUCACUCACAGCUGCUGCUCACCAAUACAGCUCUAACCCCGUGCACAGCACAUCAAUGCCUAUAACCCUUGGCCAGACACAGCUCUGGACAUUCACUAUAAUUGUAGUUCGGUGACUAUAACACCCAUGGAUGUAAUUUAUAAACUGAUGAAAUAAUAAAUAAUUACUGAGUAACUGCUAAUACUGUUUGUUGUUUGGAUUGUGUGACAUUGUGUCCAUUCAGUUCUCUGAGCCCAAUGAUCAGCUAGAAACCUUAAUGUCAUCAUCAGAAUGUGCUGAGCCCAAGCAGACAGCUAACCCUGAGAUAUAUAAUGCUUCAUGUAAUCUGACCCUGUUACAUGUCACUUUCUAAUGACUAUUUAUGUUUAGAUCUUCUCUCCGCAUCUCCUGCUCAUCUAGCCCUCUGUGGGAGUAAUAGCCACUUAAAGGGACACUAUAAUCACCAAAAUAACUUUAGCUUAAUGAAGCAGUUUUGGUGUAUAGAACAUGCCCCCUGCAGCCUCACUGUUCAAUCCUCUGCCAUUUAGGAGUUAAAUCCCUUUGUUCAUACAGCCCUAGUCACACCUCCCUGCAUGUGACUUGCACAGCCUUCCAUAAACACUUCCUGUAAAGAGUUAUCUAAUGUUUAUACUUCCUUUAAUGCAAAUUCUGUUUAAUUUAGAAUCUCACCUCCUGCUCUGCUAAUAGCUUGUAAGACCCUGCAGGAACCUCCUGACUGAAAUUAAAGUUCAAUUUCCAGAGCAGGAGAUACAAACUUGAAGUAAGUUACAUCUGAUUGAAAAUGAAACCAUUUUGUUUUCAUGCAGGCUGUGUCAGUCACACUCAGAGGAGAUGUGACCAGGGCUCUGUACACAGAAACAAAGGUGAUUUAACUCCUAAAUGGCAGAGAAUUGAGCAGUGAAACUUCAUAGGCAUGAUCUAUACACUAAAACAGCUUUGUUAAACAAAAGUUGUUUUAGUAAGUAUAGUGAGAACAUGCACAUUGUCUCAAACUUUGCCCGGUGCAUGCACACAUUGCCAGUAUUUGUAAUCUCAUACAGGUUCUUCAUAACUCAGUAAAAUGGCUGCCCCUCAGAGCAACGAUAAGCUUUCUAUUCUCGUUUAAUACGUACUUCCGCGUACACGACAACUAACAUAGGACUGUGAUGUGAUUUAAUGUUGAUAUGAUUCUAAGGAUUGUUUACUAAUAUUAAUGUGUUUCCAGAGUACACCAUGGUCUACGGAUUUAUCAUUCACACUCUGGGCCCUGGGCCCAAUGGAAGUCCCAAGUUAAGUCAAGUGCUGUAUUCUAGGAUCUUCAGCUGUGAUUUGCCGGAUGACAAGCUGCAGUCAGAGGAAUAUGGUCUGGAUAAAGUGAGACUCAGGCGGAAGGAGCGGGUUGCUAUUGUAGCCAGGUAAGAUAACUGGGCUUGUCAUAAUCGUAUGACGUCCACAUUUUCUCCCCCUGCCAACACACCAUAUUCUCUUUUUCUGCAUAUCAUGCCUUAGUUUUGAGAGUUGUAGUUCAGCAGUGUUUUGCACUACAAACUUACAGCAGAACUACAAUUCCCAAAAAUCCUUUCUAUGGCCAUAAUGCUGUGCAGGGCUGUACUUGGCUGAGAAUUGACCUAGGCAAAGCUCACUGCAUUAACAGCACAUCCUGGAGAUUUACCGCAAACACGAGAAUUUCAACCAUGAUAUUUUAUUUUAUUUCUGAAUCCCAAAGUCCUCUUAUACCAAUGCAGUGCCAGCCAGACAUGUGCAGUGUAACUAUGAUUAGCACUCACCAAGGGAGGAACUCUGACAAUCCUUGUUUCUGCAGGUGAGAAAACUGUAAAAAAAAAAAAAAGGGGUACAUGGGAAAUGAUGUUAACACUUUUAUAUACUAUAUAUAUAUAUAUGAUUGAAUUCAGGUGUUUUAAUCAGACACAUUGCCACAGAUGUAUAAAAUCAAGUAUCUAUAAAGAAAUGGACACAAAUUACAUCUUAUGGAAAGCCGUCCUAGAGAGUGGAGGCUGUUGUAGCUUUUAAUGGGAACCCACUACAUAUCUACAGUUGCAAGAAAAAGUAUGUGAACCCUUUGGAAUGAUAUGGAUUUCUGCACAAAUUGGUCAUAAAAUGUGAUCUGAUCAUCAUCUAAGUCACAACAAUAGACAAUCACAGUCUGCUUAAACUAAUAACACACAAAGAAUGAAAUGUUGCCAUGUUUUUAUUGAACACACCAUGUAAACAUUCACAGUGCAGGUGGGAAAAGUAUGUGAACCCCUAGACUAAUGACAUCUCCAAGAGCUAAUUGGAGUGAGAUGUCAGCCAACUGGAGUCCAGUCAAUGAGAUGAGAUUGGAGGUGUUGGUUACAGCUGCCCUGCCCUAUAAAAAACACACACCAGUUCUGGGUUUGCUUUUCACAAGAAGCAUUGACUGAUGCCUCGCACAAAAGAGCGCUCAGAAGACCUACCAUUAAGAAUUGUUGACUUGCAUAAAGCUGGAAAGGGUUAUAAAAGUAUCUCCAAAAACCUUGCUCUUCUUCAGUCCAGCACUGCUGCUACUCUCCUUAGGAGUGGCCGUCCUGUAAAGAUGACUGCAAGAGCACAGCGCAGACUGCUCAAUGAGGUUAAGAAGAAUCCUAGAGUGUCAGCUAAAGACUUACAGUAGUCACUGGCAAAUGCUAACAUCCCUGUUAGCGAAUCUACAAUACGUAAAACACUAAACAAGAAUGGAUUUCAUGGGAGGAUACCACAGAGGAAGCCACUGCUGUCCAAACAAAACAUUGCUGCAUGUUUACAGUUUGCACAAAAGCACCUGGAUGUUCCACAGCAGUACUGGCAAAAUAUUCUGUGGACAGAUGAAACCAAAGAUGAGUUGUUUGGAAGAAACACACAACAUUAUGUGUGGCGAAAAAAAAAGGCACAGGACACCAACAUCAAAACCUCAUCCCAACUGUGAAGUAUGGUGGUGGGGGCAUCAUGGUUUGGGGCUGCUUUGCUGCGUUAGGGCCUGGAAGGAUUGCUAUCAUCGAAGGAAAAAUGAAUUCCCAAGUUUAUCAAGACAUUUUGCAAGAGAACUUAAGUCCAUCUGUCUACCAGCUGAAGCUCAACAGAAGAUGGGUGUUGCAACAGGACAAUGACCCAAAGCAUAGAAGUAAAUCAAUAGAAUGGCUUAAACAGAAGGAAAUAAGCCUUCUGAAGUGGCCCAGUCAGAGUCCUGACCUCAACCCGAUUGAGAUGCUGUGGCAUGACAUCAAGAAAGCGAUUCACACCAGACAUCCCAAGAAUAUUGCUGAACUGAAACAGUUCUGUAAAGAGGAAUGGUCAAGAAUUACUCCUAACUGUUGUGCACGUCUGAUCUGCAACUACAGGAAACAUUUGGUUGAAGUUAUUGCUGUCAAAGGAGGUUCAACCAGUUAUUAAAUCCAAGGGUUCACAUACUUUUUCCACCUGCACUGUGAAUGUUUACAUGGUGUGUUCAAUAAAAACACAGCAACGUUUCAUUCUUUGUGUGUUUAGUUUAAGCAGACUGUGAUUGUCUAUUGUUGUGACUUAGAUGAUGAUCAGAUCACAUUUUAUGACCAAUUUGUGCAGAAAUCCAUAUCACUCCAAAGGGUUCACAUACUUUUUCUUGCAACUGUAUAUAUUUAGAAUACAAUGUCAUAACGUUCCCUGAUUGUGUAAUUGUCGUAUUUGUGGGAGGAGUUUUACUUACAUAAACCCUAUCCCCCCUUACCUGGGAUGUACUGUCUCAAGUCAUCCCACCCACCACUCCCCUUAUUUAUAUAUUUUAUUCUUUACCGUGGUGGGUCCUCUAUUAUUUACAGGUCUACCUGUACAGAGGGGGCUCUCAUUCACAGAAAUGCCUAACUGACAUAGCUCUCUUUUACUCUUAGCCACCCGGUUCUUUACAUAUGACUGGCUCAGCCAGCUUUCCUCUCGGGCUGUGUGUGUAGGUAUUAUAUGUGUGUGUGACAUUGUUGGUAUGAUCUAGACUGUAUAAAUUCCUGCUCUUUGUCCGCAGGCAGACAGAGUCCAUGUGUCUGUUGAGGCGACAGGUGUCUGGGAAGCCAGCGAGCGACUAUAGUGUUCAUUUAACCGAUGAGUCCAUCUUAUUGCAAGAAGAGGAUGUGGGAGUUUACAGCCUGGGUUCCGGAGACCCAUUUCCACACGAGAAGAUUGUCCUGUGGGUGGCUGUGUUUUCAUUUGGCUUUUCAUUAAUCUGCAACGUACAGGAGAACCUGACCCUGGCUGAGAGCACACUGAGGAUGCUUGUGAAAUACCUAGUUGAGUCCACGAAGCUGCUGACACACAGCAGUAAUAUACUACUGAGAGCAGACAUGAUUGAGAUGAGCAUUGACAAGUUCAUGCCUCAAGGACAGCUGCUCUUUUUGAAUCACCAGGCCGUACAGGCUUUGGAGAAGGAACUGAGUGGAAGUAUGACUCUAUAACUGCAGCCUAACAUAGACCAACAGGCCAUGGCUUCAAUGUAGAAUCUUACAAUGUUAUUCUGUAUAGUCUUUAUAUGAAUUGUGAGGGUGAUUAAUACUGACUGGUAAUUCAUUUAAAGGAACACUAUAGGGUCAGGAACACAACCAUGUAUUCCUGACCCUAUAAUGCUAAACACACCAUAUAGGUGGUUUGCCCACAAAAGUUAAUAAAACUCACCUUAUUUUUAGCGCUGGCCCUGCCCCCUUGGUGAUAUCAGAAUUGGCAAUUUAUAGCCAAUCCAAUGCUUUCCAUUGGGAAAGCAUUGGAUUGGCUAAAAUCGACAAGGGGGUGGGGCUAAACACCAUUUCGUCCAAGCAGCACCUCCUCAUAGGGAUGCAUUGAAUCAAUACACCUGUAUGAGGAAAAUUAAGCGUCCUCAUGCAGAGCUGCCUACUGUGCAGCCCUGAGCCAGGAAGUACCUAUAAUGAUUAAACUCACCAGAACAAUAACAUUAAACUGUAGUUGUUCUGGUGACUAUAGUGUCCUUUUAAGGAAAAACAUAUUCAAAAAACAAAAUCUAAUGGGCAAUUUCUAUUCUGUGUUCACACAACAAAGACUGAAAUUACUACCAAAGAGGAGAAAAAAAAAGUAAUGUUUUGUGACAAUGAGUGCAAUACCAAAGGGAAAAAAUAAAUAAAUCAAUUAUACAAAUACACAAGGCAAUAAACAGUCAUUAGACCUCAUUUUAAUACACUGGAAAAGUGUGUCGUGGCCCAGAGCUGGUCACUUACAUGUUCUGUCUUGAUAAACAUGACCUAAUAAUUUCACAUCACGUGAAAAUAAAAGCACAAUAUGGAAGAAGCUGUUUCCUUUACUCUGGCCCACCAGUCAGUCUCUGGGGAAGUGACAGGUAGUAAAAGUUCCACUCUAGUCUCAUGGCAUGAUAGUAAAGACAAGACAUACAGAGUAUGCAGGUAGCUAGAACAAGGUACUGUGCAACUCUUACUCUGUACUCCCACUCCUAGCUGUGGCUGGGACAAGUACCACUGAGGUUUAGGCAGUAACAUUGGACUGAGAAUAGUAUUCAAUGGAUUUAUAAAAAGCAGUUGAUUUAUUGCAAGAUAUAGGGCAACCUUCCACACCUAAACACAAAAUGUACUAUGGAGACCUGUUUAGGAGUCAAUAAUUACAUUUUAUUCCACUAUUCCAG